CGCGCGCCACCAGCGCGAUGGGCUCGGAGGCAGCUCAGCUGCUGGAGGCUGCUGACUUCGCCGCUCACAAACACCGACAGCAGCGACGAAAAGAUCCUGAAGGGACUCCUUACAUCAAUCACCCCAUCGGUGUAGCCCGGAUCCUAACCCAUGAGGCUGGAAUCACUGAUAUUGUGGUGUUACAGGCCGCCCUGCUCCAUGACACAGUAGAAGACACAGACACUACCCUGGAUGAGGUGGAGCUGCACUUUGGAGCACAGGUUCGACGCUUGGUGGAGGAGGUGACAGAUGACAAGACCCUGCCCAAACUGGAGAGAAAGCGGCAACAGGUGGAGCGGGCGCCGCACAGCAGCCCAGGGGCCAAACUGGUGAAGCUGGCAGACAAGUUAUACAAUCUGAGGGACCUGAAUCGCUGCACCCCUACUGGUGGGAACAGAGUCGCUGGGUCAUGCAGAAGCUGUCAGAUCAUUCCAUCACAACUCAUCUUAUGGCCGUGUACCAAAGCCUGCCAGGAAAACAGGCGAAAGCCAAUGCUGCCCUUAACAUCACACGAGCAGGUUCCUGUCCCCUCUGGUGCAGGAUGGUCAGAACACCGAGUGCAGGAGUACUUCGAGUGGGCAGCACAGGUGGUAAAGGGGCUUCAAGGAACGAACCAGCCACUGGAAGAGGCACUAAAGCAGCUGUUCGAGGAACGAGGGCUGACUCUCUGAGCCGUUUUUUGCAGUCCUGCGGCAUGGCUCCAGCAAGGCCAGGAAAGAUGGGAUUCCUACUGCAGCGUUUCAGAGCCUCCUCAUCUCUCACAUUCCAUCAUUCAACCCAGACGUCACAGGCUAAAAAAACGUCUGCGUUUUUUCACUCAGCUGGGCCCAAAAUAUGGAAAGCAGAUAUGCCACUCCAUCCAGGCACUAACAGCCUUUCUUUAAGUCUUGGGUCUGUUUGUUGUUUUGCAUGGUGGAACCUCUGGCCCCUCAGGGACCUAAGAUUGGAUAAGCAUUGGUUUUAUAAGUCGUGGAAAAUAAAGCACUUAAGGUAAAGGCUUAAA
Mus pahari (shrew mouse) is the source of this 1042-nucleotide messenger RNA. RefSeq names its product HD domain containing 3 (gene Hddc3). The record is from RefSeq and is a predicted model, not a curated record. NCBI's taxonomy places the organism in Eukaryota, Metazoa, Chordata, Mammalia, Rodentia, Muridae. Gene Ontology annotation, molecular function: guanosine-3',5'-bis(diphosphate) 3'-diphosphatase activity. Bases 18 to 710 code for a protein of 230 amino acids. The transcript has 4 exons.